AUGGGAACCACAAAGCCCUCGCCGACUCCCACCCGGAAAUCACCCAGCCAGCCCCUUUCUUCACCUCAGCUCGAGCCUGGCAACCAUCCCCCACCCGCGCACCCCACUCCCGUUGCCAUCAUCCACCACCGCCGGACUGCUGCAUGGCGUUCAACCGUCGCCAAAGCCAUCGUGCUUGUCCAUCGCCAGCCCAACCAUACAUAUCCAUCCCAAACCCAGUACAAGAUCCAUCACUCCAUCCAUACAGCUUGCUUACAUGCAUCCUCCUUCCCAGAUCUGGAAACUUCUUCCGCCAUCGGUGGGCCCGCCCUCCGGCUCAUGCACCAGCCGGUCUCUGCCGCUCGCCCGGGGGACACAUAA
Puccinia triticina is the source of this 360-nucleotide messenger RNA. RefSeq lists its product as uncharacterized. The transcript has 2 exons. Bases 1 to 360 code for a protein of 119 amino acids. The record is from RefSeq and is a predicted model, not a curated record. Lineage: Eukaryota; Fungi; Basidiomycota; Pucciniomycetes; Pucciniales; Pucciniaceae.